Molecule: messenger RNA, 5306 nt
Organism: Entelurus aequoreus (snake pipefish)
Lineage: Eukaryota; Metazoa; Chordata; Actinopteri; Syngnathiformes; Syngnathidae
Gene: ddhd2
Product: DDHD domain containing 2
Exons: 19
Coding region: 616-2988 (790 amino acids)
Cellular component (GO): COPII-coated ER to Golgi transport vesicle
Molecular function (GO): triacylglycerol lipase activity; protein binding; metal ion binding
Source: RefSeq, a predicted model, not a curated record
CAGCUGCAGGUUGAGCUAAUGUCCUUUAUUUCUGGCGAGCACGGGGGUAAGUCUCCAACUGCUCCACCUGCCAAAGCCCAGGACCUGUUGAAGAACCCCGGGACGAAUGUGACAGCAGAGACCCCAUGUGCGGACCCAGUAAGUGCAUGUCUUUGUGAUUCCUUUACCAUGACUCUUUGUAGGUUUCAUGAAUGGCCAAUUGUUGUAUAGAUGAGCGGAAGCUAUUUGUGUCAAGAUGUACACACUGAUGUGAUGAAUAAUCAGAAUCAGAAUAGUUUUUAUUGCCAUUGUUUGAGAACGGGUUCACACUUGGUGCAAUCGUGCAACAUAAAACACAUAUAACACAGAAGAGAAUAACAUGAGCUGUAACGGAGCUAUCGGAUCUUAUUAUUAUUCAUGUGCCUGAUGGCUGAGGGGAAAACAUUGUUAAGGUGGCGGGAGGUGUAGGUCUGGAUGGACCGUAGUCUCCUGCCUGAGGGGAGAGGGGAGAAUAGUUUGUGUCCAGGGUGAGAAGAGUCAGCUGUGAUCAGACCCACACGCCUCCUGGUCCUGGAGGAGAACAGGUCAUGGAGGGAUGGGAGUUUGCAGCCAAUAACCUUCUCAGCAGCACGUACGAUGCGCUGCAGUCGAUGCUUGUCCCGGACUGUGGCGCCGGGGAACCACACGGUGAUGGAGGAGGUGUCGCCUACAUUGGAUGAAGCCUCUGCUGAUUUGAUUUCACCCUUUGAAAUGCUUGACAUGGAGCCUGUCGCCCCACCUUACCAAGUGGUGCAGCCUCACUGGUUCUUCUGCAGACGCACCGAUGACAACACCUACUGGUCCCCUUUUAGCAGAGAAGACUCAGACAAAUUGGAGAACGCCUACAAUACAGGAGGCGAUCGGUGUGAGGUGGUGGUGACUGUUGAAGGGGAGCGCUAUGACGUACACGUCAAGGAGAGGAAGCGCUAUGCUGUAUACUGGGAACAAGCUCCCACUGAAGUCCGCCGAUGCACCUGGUUCUACAAGGGAGAUAAAGACAUCAGGUUCAUGCCAUAUCCUGAAGAUUUCAGCAAUAGUCUUGAGGAGGCCUAUAUGAUCUCGGUUACUUUAGAUGAGUGGAAAAGGAGGCUGGAUUUCGCCACAGGAGAGACUGUCAUUUUACACAAUCCCAAGCUGAUAAUGCACUAUCAGCCAAUAGGCAUGCAGGAAGACUGGGUCUCCUCGCCAUCGGAGCAUACUCGUCCUAGAACAGUCAAGCGAGGAGUUGACAACAUUGCUGUGGAAAUACCAGAUGGUGAACCAGAAAAGGUGGAUCACCUUGUAUUUAUGGUCCAUGGCAUUGGUCCAGCAUGUGACUUGCGCUUCAGAUCCAUCAUACAGUGUGUUAAUGACUUCCGCAGUGCUUCACUUUCCCUCCUGGCCUCUCAUUAUAAGCAUGCUCAGCUGGAAGGGAAAGUGGGCAGAGUGGAGUUCCUUCCUGUGAACUGGCACAGUGCUCUACAUGGGGAUGCUACAGGUGUGGAUGAGGAUAUCAAUAAGAUCACUCUGCCUAGCAUCAGUAGACUAAGACAUUUCACGAAUGACACCCUGCUGGACCUGUUUUUCUAUAACAGUCCCACCUAUUGCCAGACAAUAGUGGACACUGUGGCCUCAGAGAUCAACAGACUGCACACUCUCUUUAAACAGAGACAUCCAGCGUUCAAGGGGGACAUUUCUGUUGUGGGCCAUAGCCUUGGUUCAUUGAUACUGUUUGACAUGUUAACCAACCAGAGAACUGGUUCGCAAUCUUCCAGUAACAAGAUUCAGGCUGAUGACCCAUGUCAUCCAAAACACGACUCAUUGGCGCAGACUCUCACCAGACUUGGCUUGCAGCAAUACCUGCCAACAUUACAGGCAGAAAACCUGGAUCUGGAAUCACUGGCUCUUUGUCAAGAAAAUGAUCUCAAAGAUAUAGGAAUUCCUCUUGGACCCCGGAAGAAGAUCCUGAAAAAUGUCAGGAGGAAAUGUUUUUCAGAGGAUUACAAAGCAACACGGCAGCCACAAGGUCUGGGAGAUCCGCUUCAAGACUCUCUUUCCAGUGAGGACAAUGGUAAUCCGUCACCAGGAUCGGAGGCACAAAAGGCCCAGUUACACAGAACACAGUCCAUCACCAGCUCCGUAGACUAUGAAUAUUUCAACAUGGGCAUUGGACAGACCAGUGGAGGCAUAGCCAAGGGACAGGUAUCCAUUGAUUACCCACAGCUGGCAUUCCACCCGCAGACAUUUUUUGCAUUUGGAUCUCCGAUUGGAAUGUUCCUGACUGUCCGAGGGCUUAAACGAAUCGAUCCCAACUACAGCUUUCCAACGUGCAAGAGCUUUUACAAUAUAUAUCACCCGUUUGACCCUGUCGCUUACCGGAUUGAACCCAUGAUUAUUUCAGAAGUUGAUCUAGAGCCAAUGCUAAUUCCCCACCACAAAGGCCGUAAGAGGAUGCACUUGGAACUGAAAGACAGCUUGACUCGCAUGAGCAUGGAUUUGAAGAAUAACGUACUGGGGUCAUUACGGACGGCUUGGCAGUCCUUUUCUAGAUUACCUGUUGCUGCACUGCCCCCGGUGGAUGAAGGAGAAACCACAAUAGAUGGAAACUCUCGGGAAACACAGGCCUUAGAUGAAGUUUGUGCGCCUGCACAGACAGGAGAAAAAACUGGUGACUUUUGGACAAAAGUAAUUGCGUGGCCCUGGGCCCUUCAUAGACAAUACUUCCAAGCAGAGAACGCGGAAGCAGAGUACACGACGGGGUCAACGGAGCAGUCGGAGCAAGCAGAGCAGCCUGAGAUAAAAGUGGGAAUGUUGAACGGAGGACGACGAAUCGACCAUGUGCUGCAGGAAAAACCAAUAGAGAGCUUCAAUGAAUAUUUGUUUGCAAUUCAGUCCCAUCUAUGCUAUUGGGAAUCCGAAGACACAGCACUACUGCUGCUGAAGGAGAUCUACGACAAGCUGGAUGUGACCUUCGAACAACCGCAGCAGUAAUUACAAAUUUCUCAAUAAAUCUCACUUCAGUAACUGAGUGAGUACAUAAAGGACAGCUGACAAGGUUGUGCAGUCCUCUCCCAGAAUGCCUUACUCGUUAGUCAGGUGAUCUCUGGUUCUGUCAGACAAUAUUUCAGUCACCACAAAAGUGGAGUUGGUGUCUAAUUUAUAGAUUCCGUCAUGCUGCGUCUUGCACUAGGCCGUCUUUUAAGCACUUCUUUAUUGUUUUCUUACUUUGCACUUUUAUUGUUUUCAACAAUAAUGCACAGUUACAGUGCAAGUAAAGAAUGUGGAUGAUUUUUAUGUUGAAACUUGAUGAUCAGUAUGGAAAUGGUUGCAGAGUUAGAUUUAUUGUAUAGUAGAAGGAGGUCAAACUCCCUAACCAAGGGACCAUUCCCUUAUCCUAUAGCUUUAUGAAUAGCAAUUAUGUUGUUUUGGUUGUCUGAAAGUUGUUUGUAUAUUCAGCAAAGUCAAGGUUUGCUGUGUCUGUAAAAGUUUUCCUGGCAGUCACCAUCCCAAAGAUCGAAAAGAUGCUGCUCCAAUAAUGUGCAAUUUUAAAGAUAAAAUAUUGAAGUCACUAAUUUUUCAUGAGCUUUAAUCAUAUAUUUGUGUGUUAUUUGUGUCAUCAUAUUCACAAAAAUGUGUGAAGCAAUUCAGCCUAACAAUAGAUAUGUAAUUGUGUGCCGUUUGGGUGCUGUUUUUGGUAAUCUAGUUUAGCAUUCUCCAUUGUAUAUUAAGAUAUUUUUCAAAUACAGCUUAAAAAGGGCCAAAUUUAACUUUUUGUUUCUGUCCUUUGCACCAAUGCCCUGUACAGUUAUAGUUUGUAUUAGAUGUACAAGCCUCUCAAUAUAUUGCAUUUCCCAUGUAGUUUACAAAUCUUUCAUUCUUUAUGCAAAGUACAGUGUGUGCAGCUAUGGUUGCUGCUUUGUCAUUUAUUUGAGUAAGAGCUCAGUCACCAACAACUUUUGAAGCUAAUCAAAGAUUAUUGUUUAUACAGCAGCUAACAAAUAUUCAUAUUUUAUGUCAUUAAAAUGAGUUUUUGUAUACUGCAAUAUUAACCAGAAAAUAGACUGAUGCCAUGUUCAACACAAUUUAUGCAUACCAAUAAAACAUAAUGCCCUGGUUUUUGCAUGUCACAAACGCACACAAUUUAUGUGAAACAUAUACUGUACUGUACUACACUCUCCAAGAAAAGCACUUAAAUAUUUGACAAAAAAAGAAUACCUGUUUACCUCUUGUGUGGCUAAUAAAUGCAUUUCUGGUAUUCCUUAAAUAUGUCAGUAUUUUUUUUUCUACAAUUGAAAACUAUACAAACUACAGUAUGAGUGAAUGUAGGAUUGUAAUGUAAAAUGUAUACCACAAAUUUACAACAUUUACAGACAAAUAAUGUUAUGUAAUAAACCUAUGUAGAAGCUCUUCAAUAUAAUUGUUAAUCAUUAUUUUUUAAAUGUACUUGUAUACAAUUUUUUUUUUAAAACACGUUACUUUUUGAUUAAGAUGUCAAAUCCCAAGUUAAUUACUUACAUUCCUGAACAAAAAAUAAAUGUGUUAGCUUUUAUUCGGGAAUAUAUUAGCGUUUUAGGUUAUGUGGGGAAAAAUAACUGUUUAGUUAUUCCCGUUUCUUAGUUGCCCAACAAAUAAAAAAAACUGUUAAAUGUUCAUUUGUAUUUAAAAAAAAAUUUUAAUAUGUGGAAAAGCGGUAAGGGUAAUGAAAGGUACAAAAUAUAUUUUAAAAAGUCUAAUUAACUAAAGCUUUCACAAUGCUCUGUUGAAGACCUGCUCCAAUCAAUGUUAAUACAGGUUGCCCAUUUAACAAUGAAAAAAUGUCAUCAAAUAUGUCUGUCCCAUUUAUUUACUUUAUAAAAUGUAAUCUUAAUCUGUGUGCUAACCAUGUUUCUGUGUACAAACGUCAUUAAUUUUGUGUCCCGCUGCCAGCCAUUUUGUGCAUGAUCGUAUUGAAGAGAUUGAGGACGCAGUCUUUGUACCACAGCAAUUUUUUAAUUGUGAUGAGUACGGACUUUUCUGGAAAAUAGAUGCCAAAGAGGUCUUAUUUCACAUCGUCUGAGAAGCCUAACUCUCGUUCAGCGGCAGCUCUUCCAAGGCACAAACGGCCUCUCCAUUUUCUCUCUUUGUCUGGCUCAUGAGGACCUUUGCCACUAAUGUUAUGUAAGUGGAUUUUACUUUUAAAAUUUUUUAUUAUUGUAGCAAUAUGGUUGUUAAAGUAGGAUUUUUGUGAUUUCUGAUUGUUUGUAAGGCACCAAUGUGUUGGCAAAGCGGCACAUACAGGACAGUUCAGCUUGUUUUUUGUUGUUUUGGCU